Molecule: messenger RNA, 1493 nt
Organism: Drosophila pseudoobscura
Lineage: Eukaryota; Metazoa; Arthropoda; Insecta; Diptera; Drosophilidae
Product: hepatoma-derived growth factor-related protein 2-like
Exons: 3
Coding region: 97-1227 (376 amino acids)
Source: RefSeq, a predicted model, not a curated record
ACAGCCGGAAAUGUUAUCUGAACAUUUUUUUUCUCUCUUGGAAAUUGUGACGAACAGAGCGAAACGUGUGCAAAUUUAAUUAAUAUUUCAUCAAAAAUGGCAAAUGAAAAUACUUGCAAAUCGUUCAACAUUGGCGAUCUGGUAUUUGCCAAAGUCAAAGGUUACAUACCAUGGCCGGCAGUGGUUAGCAAUGAGGUGAACUCAAAAAAGCAGUACACUGUGCUUUUUUAUGGCACGAGAGAGACUGGCUACAGACAAAUUCAAGACCUCUUGCCGUACGCCGAAAACAAGGAAAAGUACUCCACUAAAGAGUACAUGAAGCGAGCCGGCUUCCGCAAGGCAAUGAUUGAAAUUAAUAAAGUGGCUGAAGAGAAGGCCAAUGGCCCAAAACAUGUGGACGAAGAAACCGAACAGCAGCUAAAGACAACUGCAGCCGUUACUUCCUUCCAAGAGCCAUCUCGCCCAGCAAACAAUGAAGAAAAUAACAUGGUGUUGGUGUACUUGCCAUAUGGCAAGGUCUUUGGCAUCAACAUCAACCACAACAAGCCGGAGAGUUUUGAAAAUGCCGCUGCGGAGCAGUCAUGGAUAAAUGAGUCACGCAAAGAGGCCAAAGUACAGAAGGAGCAGAUGUUGUCUGGACAACUCGAUCCCAAAUCGCUUCCAGGACGCAUUAUCGUUGAGCCUUCGCCCAAUGAGACAGGCAGGAAGGAGGAACGGAAACUAAUGAAGGAUAUCCUCAAACUUGAGAAUGCUCUAACUAUAGAGCGGGAUUUCUUUGACCUAUGUGCGAAGAUCAGACAAUGCUUGCCGCUGCGGCAAGCCCAUGUGACUAAAUGUCUAAAGAACCUGGGUCGAUUAAAAAAAUUGGAGUUGACCAAGGUAAUGUUGCUGCGGCAUCCAGAGAGUGUGGAUACGCUGCGCAAGCUUCAAGGAUAUGUUGGCAAUUUGAAAAAAUGGAAGAUGCCCCGUUCCGACAAGAUUAAGUUUGAGGCACAGGCCAAAAUCAUUCGUCAAGAGGCCACGAUCAUAUACGCGCGCUUCCCAAAGCUGUUCGACUCAGCUGAGACUAAAGACUUUUGGCAAGAGUACUGCAAGGAGGUCAAAAUUUUCAAGGAAACCACUAAAAAGGUGAAUUCAAGUAUACGCGUCGCAUUGGACGAGCGCAUGUACAACAACCUCAUUAAAGCCGGACAAGAAAAUACUCCAGCGCCCGCUGAAACCCAAUAAAACCAACUAUACUGUUAAAGUACCCAGCAUUUGUAGUUCUGCGCAAUUCAGCUACAGCUCAAGAAGACGACACCACCGUGGACAAAGUUUUACUGCAAAAUUUAUAGAAUUAAAACUACAUACACAAUGUAUUACACAUGCAUAUCAAGUUCCUUAUGUGACGUAGCUUAGACUAUUGUAGAGGCAUCUUCUUCCAGAAGAACUAGUUGACCCUACAUACAAAUUACAAUGUAUUUCGUUAACAAUGAAUAAAACUAUAGAUGGUA